This is a messenger RNA of Saccoglossus kowalevskii, 1410 nucleotides long. Its product is annotated as 2-hydroxyacylsphingosine 1-beta-galactosyltransferase-like. Gene Ontology annotation, molecular function: N-acylsphingosine galactosyltransferase activity. The record is from RefSeq and is a predicted model, not a curated record. Gene Ontology annotation, biological process: galactosylceramide biosynthetic process. NCBI's taxonomy places the organism in Eukaryota, Metazoa, Hemichordata, Enteropneusta, Harrimaniidae. Gene Ontology annotation, cellular component: endoplasmic reticulum.
AUGGCACGAUUCCAGACGAGCCGCGAUAUUUUACUACUACUAACACUUAUGUGUGUGUUAUUGGGAAGUGUUUCUUGCCACAAAGUUCUGAUUCUUCCGGGAAACUCCGUUGGAAGUCACUUUCUAUACUUUGCUAAACUCGGUGAGCAUUUGAAGAACAAAGGUCACGAUGUCACAAUGCUGUUAGGAGAAAACAACAACGACCUGAACAAAAUACCUCACAUUGUAGACAAUUUUCACUUUGAGAAAUAUACCACUGCCAUGGACAACAAACGUAUGACCAAGCUGGACAAGAUGCUCCCAAAAUUUCUAAAUGGACAGUUUAAUCCCAUGGAUGUUAUGUUCAUAAAUAAUGCGUUAGUAGAAGAUUGUGUGUUACUGCUCGAAAACCAGGAACUGUUUCAACGCUUAAAGAGAAAAGAGUUUGAUAUCAUACUUAUCGACAACUUUGCUGCAUGUACAAUCCUUAUGUCACAAAAACUAGAUCUACCGUUCCUGUUUUUAGCUCCUUAUGACGAAUUGAAACAGAAGUAUGACAUUAAACCGGAAAUGGAUAUGAUGACAUCAUCUGGAAGAAGCGAGAUAACAUUAUUUGCUGUAGACUGGGCAUUGGAGUUUCCAAGGCCAAUAAUGCCGAAUACGAUAUUUCUCGGUGGUUUAUUAGCUUCACCACAAUUCCCUCUCUCAAAUGAGUGGGUUGAGUUUAUGAAGUCUGCUAGACAUGGGGUUGUUAUAUUAUCUUUUGGUUCGACGGCGGAUCUUGCAUUCUGUCCCGAGAAAGCGGAACUGGUUUGCGCCGAGCUUGCCAGAUUACCACAGAAAGUAAUUAUGAAAUAUAAUGGACCUCCACCAAUAACUCUUGGUAAUAAUACCAAAUUGACAAAAUGGAUGCCACAAAAUGAUUUACUUGGGCACCCUAACACCAAAGCAUUUGUAACUCAUGGCGGCAUGAAUGGUGUAUAUGAAGCUAUAUAUCAUGCUGUUCCAAUUGUUGGAUUUCCUUUGUAUGGUGAUCAUUAUGAUACUUUCAACAGAGUAUCUAGUAAAGGCAUGGCAGUUAUUCUGAAUAUUGGUACGCUGACUCCAGAUGAACUCUACAAUGCUGUUAUCAAAGUUAUUAACACUCCCAGUUAUAAAGAGAAUGCAAAGAAGAUAUCAGCUAUACACAAAGACAAACCCAUGUCAGCAGGUGACACUGCUGUAUUCUGGAUUGAAUAUGUCAUCAAACAUGGCGGCCAACACCUCAGGGCUGAAGCUUUUAAUCUGAGUUUCAUCGAAUAUUUUUUGAUCGAUAUUGCAGUCUUUCUAAUUGUGGUAAUUGCUGUCGUCUUCUUUGUAUUAAAGAAAGUGAUAACUGUAAUUUGUAACAUAUAUUGCAACAAGAAGAUCAUCAAGAUGAAGGUCACUUAA